Myxocyprinus asiaticus (Chinese sucker) is the source of this 1136-nucleotide messenger RNA. RefSeq names its product DNA-binding protein inhibitor ID-2-like. The record is from RefSeq and is a predicted model, not a curated record. Gene Ontology annotation, biological process: circadian regulation of gene expression; negative regulation of transcription by RNA polymerase II; cell differentiation. Gene Ontology annotation, cellular component: nucleus; cytoplasm. NCBI's taxonomy places the organism in Eukaryota, Metazoa, Chordata, Actinopteri, Cypriniformes, Catostomidae. Bases 297 to 680 code for a protein of 127 amino acids. Gene Ontology annotation, molecular function: transcription regulator activity; protein dimerization activity. The transcript is spliced from 3 exons.
ACUGGAUGUUAUGUUGUCAGUAUCUGCACACAGUUGCUCAGAUACACAGCGCGAGGAAAGAAUGCAGAGGAUGUGGGAGGUUUCUCACGUGCCGCAAAUUUGGCCAAUGUUGACGCCGCGGUUCACAGAGGGACGUCACUUUAUUGACCAAUCCGCUUAAUUCUUUAUCCCUUAUAACAAACCCAGCUCGGUUGCUAAAUAAACGCACUGACAACAAGCUUAGGUAAGGUUUUGAGCACAGAGCUGUGGGAGAAUCGCAUGUAGUAAAAUUAAACAAGAACAUCAGUAUAUUCACUAUGAAGGCGGUAAGUCCUGUGCGGUCUAUAAGGAAACCUGCCUUAUAUUUUUCGGAGCAUAAUGACCGUGGCAUCUCGCGGAUCAAGACCUCCUUGGACGACCCUCUCAGUCUACUGUACAACAUGAAUGACUGCUACAGCAGGUUGAAGGAGCUCGUGCCGAGUCUACCGCAGAACAAGAGCGUGAGUAAAAUGGAGAUCUUGCAGCACGUCAUAGAUUACAUUCUGGAUCUUCAGAUCGCACUGGAACAGAACCCGCUCGGACAGGCCCCCCCACAAAAGACUGUCAAAUCACUCGGCGCUGAUAUCAGCAUCAUCUCUUUCCAGCCCAGUAUCCCUCAAAGAGAUCUUAACUCAGAUGACCUCAUGGCCCUAUCUCGUUGACAUGGUGUUUCGGUCAUGGAGCAAAAACAGGACCUUUUUGUGUGUUUUCUUUUUUUUGUGUCCGGUGUCAUUCGCCUGGACUUCGUCUUGAAUGACAGGGAUUUCCCUUAAAUGGACAUGAAAAGUUUCUGAGCUUACUACAAACUUUAUAUUCUUUCUUCCAAAGGAAGAUUAAAAAAGAAUGGAGAAAUGGAAAAGGAAUAACGUAAUUAAGCGAGCAAUGUACAGGAUUAUUGCAACAAAAGUAUGUUAAGGUGUUGCGCAAAACAAACACGCAUUUGAACAUCUCUAAUAGAGUCCGUCACAGGCUGCGGACAUUGUCAAAUGUAAUAUUUUCUCUUUCUGCUGGAAGUGUGGUGUUUAUAAUAUUACAGAAAUUUUAUAAUUAUAACAUAAAUUGCACUUUUAUACAUAAUUAAAUGCUAUGUAUUAUGUUGGUGUCAUGUUUUUGUGUAU